Eimeria maxima is the source of this 174-nucleotide messenger RNA. Its product is annotated as lipoate-protein ligase a, putative. The annotation marks the transcript as partial. The transcript has 2 exons. Lineage: Eukaryota; Apicomplexa; Conoidasida; Eucoccidiorida; Eimeriidae. The record is from RefSeq and is a predicted model, not a curated record.
GAAGUAGGGUUUAUAGUAGAGAAUGGAUACAUAAAAGAUUGUAUUGUAUACAGCGAUUGCCUUUUCCCUGAAUUAGUUGAUGCAUUUGCUGCUACCCUUAAAGCUAAGUUCCCGGAUCAUACUGAGAAGUUGGAUGAAUUUGCUGAGUGGUUGGCUGAGGCAUCGCAGUCCUAG